AUGCGUCCAUCAAAGGGCGCAGUGCCAUCUAUCCGGACGCUCAGCUCGUCAACUACACCACCUCGAGAGAUGAGCACCACGACAGCGACGGUCCUCGCGGCCGACAUUAUGGAGAUGCAAGCACCAGCAAACGUCUCCUCUCGCCCGCUCGGCAAACAGAUCAGGACCUCAUUGGACUCGCCAUCCGCGAGCCGCAGUUCAGAUAUUGAGGUCUCAUCUACUGACCAACCCCAAAAGCCAUCCAAUAUCCGUACUUUCUUCACCAUCUUUACACCAGCAUUCGCAGGCUUUUGUGCUAGCUUCACAAAUGGUGUCAUCACCGUCGGUCUACCUGUCAUUGCGCGGUCGAUCUCACUGGAACGCUCGCUAUAUCUCUGGCCUUCGUCUGUAUAUGGCUUGACAUCAGGUGCUGCUCUACUCAUCGCCGGCUCAAUUGCCGACAUCGUAGGCGCGAGGACGAUCGAACUGAUCGGUAUCACACUUCUUGGUGUCUUCUCGCUAGUAUGCGGUUUCUCGCAAACAGGAGCUCAACUGGUCGCAUUUCGUGCGCUUCAGGGAAUAGCACUAGCUAUGCACCUCCCUGCUUCUGUUGCCCUCAUCACCGGCGCUGUCCCCUCUGGUAGAGCUCGAAACUUGGGUUUCGCAUGCUUAGGCUUCAGUCAACCUUUAGGCUUUGCCAUGGGUCUCGUUCUUAGCGGUGUUAUGAUCGAGAAAGCUGGAUGGCGCUCCGGUUUCUACCUCUCAGGAAGUUGCACCCUUGCCAUCGCUGUCGCCGCCCUCUGGACGCUGCCAAAACUCAAGACACAACAUGAGGGCACGAAGGCUACAUGGAAGAAGAUGAAAAACGAAAUCGAUUGGAUUGGCGGCCUACUCUCAAGCUCCGGCCUCGCUAUCCUAGCAUAUGUCCUGGCUAUCCUCAGCGCUGACCUGACCUCCAUUCGCACUCCAUUGACUCUAUCCCUCCUGAUUCUGAGUGCUAUAUUACUGACCGCAUUCCCAUUCUGGAUGCGGUACCGUACUCUGCACAACCGCUCUGCCCUUGUCCCAAACAAGCUAUGGCGCAACACCCCAUUCACGGCCACCUGCAUUAUGGUCGCCAUCUCUUCUGGCGUCAUCAACUCUAUCGAACUCUUCUCUUCACUCUAUUUCCAAGAAAUCCAACACGCCUCCACCCUCACCACAUCGCUCUACCUUCUGCCCAAUCUUGCAACGGGCGUCAUUAUCAACAUCUUCGUCGGCAUAUACGUGCACAAGCUUCCGGCACGAUGGCUCGUCACCAUCAGCGCAGUCGUAUGCGCACUGAGUCCAUUGUUCAUGGCGGUUAUGAAGCCCACAUGGAACUAUGGGUACAUGGCGUUUUGGGCACAAGUAUUUGCGCCGUUCUCAGCAGACGUGCUGUACACAGUCGGUCUCAUUAUCGUUUCUGACAGCCUCCCGGAGGAGACGCAGGCAUUAGCGGGAGCGGUCUUCAACACAUUGUCACAAUUUGGGAUGAGUCUGGCUAUGGGCAGUUGUCAGGUUGUUGCAUUGGGGGUACAGGGCAAAGAAGACGGAAACACUGGAGCCGAUGGAGACGGCGCGUUUGAACAAUCGAGUGACGGGUUACUGAAGGGAUACAGAGCGAGCUACUGGCUGAUGUUCAGCUACAUGGUGGUUUGCGUGUGCAUCGCAGUGGUAGGUCUGAAGAAGGCAGGCACGGUCGGCUUGAAGAGGGAGUAA
Molecule: messenger RNA, 1719 nt
Organism: Parastagonospora nodorum SN15
Lineage: Eukaryota; Fungi; Ascomycota; Dothideomycetes; Pleosporales; Phaeosphaeriaceae
Exons: 2
Coding region: 1-1719 (572 amino acids)
Biological process (GO): transmembrane transport
Cellular component (GO): membrane
Molecular function (GO): transmembrane transporter activity
Source: RefSeq, a predicted model, not a curated record